Molecule: messenger RNA, 2104 nt
Organism: Trichoplusia ni (cabbage looper)
Lineage: Eukaryota; Metazoa; Arthropoda; Insecta; Lepidoptera; Noctuidae
Gene: mlt
Product: tubulin-specific chaperone cofactor E-like protein
Exons: 8
Coding region: 451-1845 (464 amino acids)
Biological process (GO): protein folding
Molecular function (GO): alpha-tubulin binding
Source: RefSeq, a predicted model, not a curated record
GUACACAGACUCGUGGUAGUGUGCGUGGAAACAGGCAUUACGUCUGUGCAAUGUAUUGAUGUAAACAUUCUCUUGUCAUUUUAUUUCAGUGCGUUUGGAGGAUCGUAUGGAAAUCUUUUCAAGGCGCACUCCAAAGAAAAUGUGAACAGCUGAUUUCGUUUAUUUAAAAUUAUAGUGAAACUCAAUGUGUAUAUUUUUAAUUGCGGAUUUUUUUGAAAAUUAAGCUUCAAACUCAGUGCUAAAAGUCUUUGUUUAUAAAAGUGGUGGAAGAUAAAGGUCAGUUUUUUAAUAGUUUUUAAAUACAUUACAAAUUUAAAGAAAGGUAACUAGUAGUUUAUGUAUCGAUCGGUUAUAUUGUGCCGUUAUUUAGUGGAACCAAAUACCAGAUUUGGUGUUUUCUAAAUCCCUUCCAUAUUUCGGCACAGAAAUCAGGAAUCAUAGGUGGUCAUAAUGCCGUCACUCCUCGAAGCCCUGGAGGGCAAAUACGGCGCGAAGGGAGAAAUAAACCCUUCUAUAGAUGACAUGCCGGUCGCCAUAUUUGUGCCAAAGCGCUCACCGAGGCUCAGUGUACCCACGCUGCUGGUGCUCAACGACUGCGACAUCGACUGCGCCGGGGACGCUCUGGCCCUCGCAGAUAAGUGCGCCGACGUCGUCGAACUGGACCUAGCCAAUAAUAAACUUAGCGAGUGGGAAGAAAUAUUUGCGAUAUUGGAACAGACACCAAGAGUGAGAUUUUUAAACUUGAGCUUUAAUCGUCUGUCAGCGCAAAUUCAAGCGGCACAAACACUCCAACCACGAUGGGACUGUCUAAGCCACCUCAUUCUAAAUUCUACAUACGUCGGCUGGCCGAGUGUCUACGCGUUACUCAAAGCUCUACCAGCUCUGGAGGAGUUGCAUUUGAGCCUUAAUGAGUACUCCUAUGUAGACUUGAGCGGGCAGGAAGUUGAAGAGAAGGACCAUUGUGAGGCGUGUUCACGACUCAACGUCGAUGUCACUGAGCCCGUGCACGAACAGCUUAAGAAACUACAUUUCUCUGGAAACCCUGUUAGCAGUUGGCGAGAAAUCUCCAAGCUUGGCUAUGCCUUCCCUAAUUUGGAAACCCUAUUGGUAAACGAUUGUCCAGUAGCCACUCUAGAACCGGAUCCGUGUGAAAAAUGUGGUGAUAACAAUGGCAACAAGGCGAGUCACGAUGCCUUCCCGCACCUCCGCUUCCUAAACCUGAACAAUACGGGUUUAUCGACUUGGGAUGAGGUGGAUCGACUGGCACAGUUUCCUGCUCUCAAGAGUUUGCGAGCGCAGGGCUGGCCACUAUGGGAGCGUUUCGAGUCGACAGAGCACGAGCGGCGGUUGUUGCUGGUGGCGCGGCUGCCGCACGUGCGGACCCUGAACGGCGGCGGCGCCGUGCCCGUGGAGGAGCGCGACGCCGCCGAGCGCGCCUUCAUACGGUACUACAUGGAGAAGCCCGAGUCCGACCGACCCGAUAGGUACUGGGAGUUGGUGGGCGUGCACGGCAAGCUGGACCCGCUGGUGUCUGUGGACCUGAGGCCCGAGAAGCGCGUUCAGAUCACCUUCCGCUGCGGCGACACCAGCGAAGUGCGCACCGUCGAUGUGUAUAGAACUGUAUCUGACUUGAAGACACGAUUAGAACGUAUGGCCGGCUUUCCCGCGGCUAAAAUGAGACUAUUCUACGUCGACCAGGAGCUUAGGGAUACCCAGGCUUUCCAUGGUCCAGAGGAGAUGAAGUACCCUACAAAGCAGCUGUACUCGUACAACAUAAGGUCAGGCGAUGAGAUCAUCAUCGACUCCAAACUGAAGCACAGCAUCUCCGUGAACUCGACCGCGUGAGACUUCCUGACGCCAACAGCACCUCGGUGGCAUCUCAUACACACACGAGGACUAAGACUGAAACAUGCCAUCGUGCCAGUCUCAAUCGAAAUCAACUAAACAAGUAUACUGCCGCCGUUCACAUGUCUAGGGAUACAACUGACAUGUGACAAGUUUUGCCUACAACAUGCCAUUUCGUAUAUUUUUUUUCAUGUUACUGAACGUCUUACUAACCUUGAUUUACGUGGAAUGAGUUAAUUAUAUUUUUUGUGAGAAAUCA